This is a messenger RNA of Castor canadensis (American beaver), 2754 nucleotides long. The record is from RefSeq and is a predicted model, not a curated record. Lineage: Eukaryota; Metazoa; Chordata; Mammalia; Rodentia; Castoridae.
AUGGAGAGCAGUAGCUCAGCCCUGGAGGGCUGCUUAGCCAGGGCUGAGUGGGAGCUGAUGCUUGAGCAGGGCAUGAGGAAGAGGGUGGAGAGCUGGAUGGAGGAGUUGCCGUCGCUGGAACCACAAGUGGUCAAAGGAACAGGAGGAGACGCACUGAACCUGAUCCACUUGCCGGCUACCAGCAACGUGGCAGAGAACUCUCCACCUGCGACUCUGGUGCACAAGUUUUCUGUGAACUUGUCAGUAUCACUGUCACCCGUGAUCCCAGGAUUUCCCCUGAUAAUCAACUCAAGUCCCUUCACUGAAGCCUUCAGAGUGAACAGGCUGUCAGGCACUGACUUCGAGGUUGUCACCGCUGGGGAAGAACUAGAUUUUGAAACAGGACCACAAAUAUUUGAUUUGCAGAUUUAUGUUAAGGAUGAGGUGGGUGUCACAGACCUGCAGGUCCUGACUGUUCAGGUGACAGAUGUGAAUGAGCCGCCUCAGUUUCAAGGCAACUUGGCAGGAGGCUUAGAACUCUAUAUAACAGAACGAGAAAACCCUGGAUUCAUUUACCAGGUUGAAGCCUUUGAUCCAGAAGAUACGAGACGGAACAUAGCUCUCAGCUAUUUCUUGAUUUCUCCCUCAAAGAACUUCGGAAUGUCUGCUAAUGGCACCCUCUUCUCCACAACAGAGUUGGACUUUGAAGCGGGUGACAAAAGCUUCCAACUUGUCGUGGGAGUGCAGGAUAGCAGAGGUCUCAAAGCCUCCACGGUGCUUCAGGUGACUGUUGUGAACAUCAAUGAUGAGAUCCCUCGCUUCACCAGUGCAAGGAAAGUGUACUCCAUUCCUGAGGAACUGGGUCCAGGCACCAUUGUGGCCAAUGUCACGGCAGAGGAUCCUGAUGAUGGGGGCUUGCCCGGCCGCCUCCUCUACAGCAUCACUACUGCUAGCAACUAUUUUGUGAUGAACCAGUUGACUGGUACAAUCCAAGUGGCCCAGCGGAUAGACCGAGAUGCGGGUGAAUUAAGACUAAAUCCCACCAUUUCUCUGGAAGUGCUGGUGAAGGACAGACCCUCUGGGGGUCAGGAGAAUCGCAUCCAGAUAACCUUCAUCGUGGAAGACAUCAACGACAACCCUGCUAUGUGUAAAAAGCUCACCUUCAGCAUUAUGGUGACUGAAAGUGCAGCCAACGGGACGUUGCUUCUGGACCUGAACAAGUUCUGCUUUGAUAAUGACAGUGAAGCACCAAACAAUGAAUUCAACUUCACCACGCCAUCUGGAAUGGGGAGCAGCCACAGAUUUUCACAGGAUCCAGCUGGCUCUGGGAAAAUUGUGUUGAUUGGUGACCUGGAUUAUGAAAAUCCAAGUAACCUAGCAGACGGCAAUAAGUACACUGUGAUAAUCCAGGUGCAAGAUGCUGCUCCUCCUUACUACAAGAAUAAUAUCUACAUUUCUAUCCUAACAAGCCCAGAAAAUGAAUUUCCUCUCCUCUUUGCUAGCCCGUCAUAUGUAUUUAAUGUGUCAGAAAGAAGACCAGCCAGAACCCGAGUUGGACAGGUUCGAGCAGCUGAUAAAGACUUCCCCCAGAGCAGCGUUGUGUACUCCAUUUCCACUGGGGGGGCCAGCCUCCAGUACCCAAACAUAUUUUGGAUUAAUCCCAAGACCGGAGAACUCCAGCUUGUAACUAAAGCAGACUAUGAAACAACCCCCAUAUACGUUCUCAGAAUCCAGGCCACCAAUGGCGAAGACUGGAGCUCAGUCACUGUUACUGUGAACAUCCUCGGAGAAAAUGAUGAAAAGCCAGUAUGUACCCCAAACUCUUAUUUUCUGGCCAUACCAGUGGAUCUGAAAGUUGGCACAAAUAUUCAGAAUUUCAAACUGACCUGUACUGACCUUGAUUCCAGCCCCAGAUCUUUUCGUUACUCCAUUGGCCCAGGGAACAUCAACAAUCAUUUCAUCUUCUCUCCCAAUGCUGGCUCCAACAUCACACGUCUGCUACUUGCAUCCCGCUUUGACUAUGCUGGUGGCCUUGAUAAGAUCUGGGACUACAAACUACUUGUCUACAUAACUGAUGACAACUUGCUGUCUGGCAGGAUGAAAUCUAAGGCUUUUGUUGAAACAGGGACAGUGACUCUGAGUAUCAAAGUCAUUCCCUACCCAACCACGAUUGUCACCACUGCUCCUCCCAGAAUCACCUACCAGAUUCUCAGGGAAAAUGUCUAUUCCUCAUCUGCGUGGUAUGUGCCUUUUGUCAUCACUGUGGGUGCCAUUUUGCUUCUGGGCCUCCUGGUAUCUCUGACCAUCCUGUUGGCCAAAGCCAACCACAGAUGCUGCCCCGGCAAGACUGGGAAGGACAAGAAACCUCUGACCUCCAAAGCCGACAUGAAGGAUAUGAAGCGAGAGGCUGCGGUGGAAACGAUCCAGAUGAACACUGUCUUUGAUGGAGAAGUUGUAGACCCAGUGACCGGAGAAAUAUAUGAAUUCAACUCCAAGACGGGAGCCAGAAAGUGGAAAGAUCCACUAACCCAAAUGCCAAAAUUGACUGAGCCCAGUCCCCAGGGACCUGCAGCUGGCCCACAAAGAAUUGUUGCUGGUGAAGGGCCUGGGCCACUAAGGAGAACCCACAAGGAAGGAAAUGGAUCAAGUGGUCCAGUGCUGGCAGAAGAUGGAGGCCGGGUUUCCAGAAGUGAGGGUGGCAAGCUGGGCACCUCAAAGAACAGAAACCCAGCCCUCACAAGCAGGAUGUCCUCCAAACCACACGCAGGAAAAUAA